This is a messenger RNA of Kwoniella mangroviensis CBS 8507, 441 nucleotides long. RefSeq lists its product as uncharacterized. The record is from RefSeq and is a predicted model, not a curated record. The transcript has a single exon. Bases 1 to 441 code for a protein of 146 amino acids. Lineage: Eukaryota; Fungi; Basidiomycota; Tremellomycetes; Tremellales; Cryptococcaceae.
AUGUCCACAUCGUCAUCCAUCGCUGUUUCCGAGCUCACUGAACGUUUGACCGAUGUCAACCUGACGUACGAAGGAGACCCACAGCCGAGACGAAACAGACGUGUGCUACGGCUUAGAGGUGCCAAUCCAACACGUGACACUUCACGACAGACCGAAGACUUUCAACCAUUAGGAAACCAAAGUUCUGAUAAAGAUGAUUGCAAGAUCGCGGCAAGUGACAGAACCGAUGUACCAUGUCAAAUUGGUUCCUCACCUCCCGAUGACCCUUCGAGGGUCUUUCCUAAGGAAGACAAGGGAAAAGGAAGAUAUAUCAUCUUUCCACACGUACACACUGGUGCACAUACGGAGAAAUUAAACCUUGGCCAUUUGAGUAUAAUCACUUUGUUUUCGCCGGGUACUAGCAUCUUAUCAACUCCGUCGAUACAGCAAUCCCUCUAUUGA